Molecule: messenger RNA, 1560 nt
Organism: Oreochromis niloticus (Nile tilapia)
Lineage: Eukaryota; Metazoa; Chordata; Actinopteri; Cichliformes; Cichlidae
Product: deleted in malignant brain tumors 1 protein
Exons: 9
Coding region: 324-1406 (360 amino acids)
Biological process (GO): zymogen activation
Cellular component (GO): plasma membrane
Molecular function (GO): serine-type endopeptidase activity
Source: RefSeq, a predicted model, not a curated record
CCUGCAGGUUGACUGACUGGUGUGUUUUGUCUGGUUUCAUGGGUGGAUACAUGGAGGAGGGUGUCAUCUGCAUGACGGAGAAACAGAUUCCAAUCACUGCAGUCUGAGUGGUUUUCUUCAAACUGAUUCUUCUUCUGCUGAGCGCUGCAGGUCAGUGGGGCUCUGAGAGGAUUUACGAGAAGCCUGUCAUUAACCAGGAGACGGGAAUUCACGUGUGAUGGUGGGAGAGAGGUGGAGCAUGCUUCACCAUCCAAUCAGAGAGAGAGGAGUCAAGCCUCACCCUCACCUCAUCCUGCAGAUAAACGCUGAGUUCAAGUCAGAAGAUGAUCAGCACUCAGAGAGACGUCUGCUUAGACAUGGAUCGCCAUCUUCUUCUGCUGCUGCUGCUGUGGAGCUCAGGAGUGCAGGCUGAUGAAGAUCAUCCAGAUUCAGCAGUGAUCGCCAGGUUGGUGGGAGGAGCUAGUCGCUGUGAGGGGACUUUGGAGCUUAAUUAUCUUUCUGAGUGGAGACCAGUGAAGGACUAUCGAUGGGACCGGGAGGCAGCAGCUGCUGUCUGUAAACAUCUGGACUGUGGCUCUGCUGUUUCUGUAGGAAGUAGAAAACACUCUGUAACAUCUAUAACAUCUCUACCAUCUGUGUGGAGGAUCAGUGGUGACUGCUUCUCUGGAUCUGCUCUGAGGCAUUGCAUAAGAAAAGGGAUUUCCACCUCAGUACUGCAUGUAACCUGCUCAGACUCUGUCAGGCUGCUGAACGGUUCCAGUCUAUGUUCAGGCAGACUGCAGGUGAAGUCUAACCAGAGCUGGUCCUCAGUGUGUGAAGCUGACUUUGACCGGCAGGAUGCAGAGGUGGUCUGUAGGGAGCUUGGCUGUGGACCCCCUUCAGUCCUCCAGGGGGCGCUCUACGGAGAAGUGGAGGCUCCAGUGUGGAACAAAGAGUUCCAGUGUGGAGGCCAUGAGUCUGCUCUCCUGAACUGUAGAAGCUCAGGUUCAGCUAGAAGCAGCUGCUCACCUGGCAAAGCUGUUGGACUCACCUGUUUAGAUUCACUGGCUCAACCAAUCAUUAUUUUGACCUCCAUGGACGGGGUCUCCGAGGCCCAGCAGCAGGGCUUUCAGGUGUCCAAGGGCUCCAGCUUCACUGUCAGCUGCUCCAUCCAGCCACAGUACCCAGGAGGCUCCUUCCACCUCACCUUCACCUCCUCUGACACCAAGAACAACUACACGCAGCCAGCUGUCAAUCACUCUGCCAACUUCCCAUUUCCUGCUGCAGAGCCCGCCCAGCAAGGAAACUACAGCUGUGUUUAUCAAGUCCAUGUUUCAUCUCACAAGUUGUCCUCUGAGAGCCACCUGCUGUCUGUCACAGUCUCAGCCUCACCGCAGACGGGAGGACGCUGGGCUGAUGGAGUGUGACCUCAGCGUUGGUGCAGUGAAGAGGGCGGAGCUCACAAAGCUCAGUACUCAUUAUAUAGAGUGUUUGUCAUGUUCGCCCUCCAGUGUGCCAGGCAUGAAUUCCUGCCUGGUCCAGACUUCUGCUGCUGUGCUCAUUAAAGUCUGUAACACUAAA